AAUUUGUAUUAAAAGUAGUACAAAUUUCAAAAUUCAAUUUGGACUAUUUUUUUUUGGGACGGAGGGAGUAUUAUUUAAAAUUAGGACUAGAGGAGUAGUAUUAUUAUUAUUUUUUUAAAGAUAGUUUCUUUUCCGACGAAUGACGUUAGAAACAUUCUUUGGAAUUUGGAUACUGCUGACACAAAUGGAACUGCAAAAUCGCAAGUUUGCUCUCGAAAUACAGAGGAUCAUCAGAGAAAACCACUGGAUUUGGGUCAAUAAUUAAGUACUGUCAGCCUAUGGUCCCCUCAGAGAUCCUGGAGGACCUGGGAAUUUGAAAGUCAGCAUUUGAGGUCUGACUUUGAAGUGGAAGUGGAACUGAUUGUUAAAGUAAACCGAACAUUUGAUUUUUAUUUUAUUUUUCAGUUCUUACUCCACUCGGUAAUAAGAUUUUCUCCCUCCCUUUCUUUGACUUAAAAAUGCAGUUCCAUAUACAUCUCCAGCUGCACAAACAAUUAUUGAAAAAUGCUUUGUUGAGAUUCGAGGAGCGUGAAAAUGGUGUUAUCACAUGUUCUUUCAGACACUUUUGUAGACUUUUUUCCGUAACUCAGCAAUGGAGAUGCUGCCCUGCUGCUCUUUCACCUUCUCCAUUUUCUUCAGUUACUUCCAUUCGUAAAAGUUGCCUUUCUUUCUAACAAAAUCAGCUCUAGAAUCAAGUUCGACCCAGAAUUGUAACCAUGAACCACGCCAUUCUCUAACCAACAAAAAUAUAGAAAACAUAUAAAAUAAAAUCAAGGCCAUUAUUCAUGAAACUCUGCAGGACCCUUUUGUUCUCUUGUUCUUAUAACAAGAAGGCAUUGGCGUUUGGAUUAUGGUUGAUAUGGCUUUUUGGGAUUUUCUUCAUAUGUGCUUCUUUUUAUGCCACUCAGAUGUUGUCAUUUUCCACCAAAGACAAUUUCAAGAAACCUAGAUUUUUUGGUCAUGGAGUUACGUAUUCCAUUGAUCCCACAGUCACCAUAUUCACAGCACCAAAAGGUUUUGUCGGUUCAGUUGGAGAAAGGCAGGAAGUGGCUGUUAGAUCAUGGCUUGGUUUGUCAUCAAGUAUCAAUGUGGUGCUUUUCAGCCAAGAUUCUUCUGCAGUCUCUUUCGCAUCGGCAUUUGGUUCAAGGGUUUCGGUUGAGUCCAACAUUGAUUUCUCGUUUUUAGGUAGCCCAUUCUUUCAUUCAAUGGUUGCGAGAUCUCAAGCCUCAGCAUCAGAUAUUUCUGUUAUGAUUGAUCCAGAAAUGGUUCUCUUUCCUGACUUCUUUUCCACAUUGAAAUAUGCUGGGAAACUUGAUCAUGAUUGGCUCCUUGUUGCUUCAUCCCCAAAUGUUACCCAUUUAUCAUUUAUGUGGGAUGCUGAUGGGAAGAAAGUCAAAUAUGAAAAGGGAUUUCUCGCUCGGAAAUUGCAGUGGGAACAUUGUGACAGAAGGAUGCUUCUGGCGUGGAAUAACGGAGAUGUUCCUCUACAUAAUGGUGUCAUCCCUCCUUUUUUGUAUGGGAAAGGAAUUCACAAUCAAUGGAUUGUAACAGAAGCUUUGUCUUCAGAUUAUAGGUUUGUAUUUGAUGUCAGUUGGACUGUGUCAAGUACCUUCGUGAGUGAUCCCAACCAGGAGUACUACCAGCUAAAAGAAGCUUCUACAGAUUCAGGCACUGAAAAGAUAAACUGGGAGUUCACAGGAAAUGUCCAUCUAGGGAAGCUUUAUGGCUCAUUUUCUUUUCGUGGAGCUAACUUUUCUAACUUGUUUAGAUUCUCUAAGUGUGAUGGACACUAUAUUUUCACAAAUAGAGAACAAGAUAUUGUUUAUCCGCUGGGAGGUCGCGUGUCAUUUAGUUUAAGGGAUCGUGCCAUUUCCACCACCAGGAAUGGAAAAAAGAUUCUGGACUGUGUUGAUGCCUUGAAGUCAGAUGAAGGGAUUGAAAAUUGUUCUGUAAAGGACCGAUUGCCCUGGUCAAGCUCAUUGUCACUCCCACACUCUUUUGAACAACUUCUUUCAAUGCGCGCAGACCUGAAUAGGACAAUUGUGCUAGCUCUGGCUGGAUAUAGCUAUAAGGACUUGUUAAUGAGCUGGGUGUGCAGGCUAAGACGCCUCAAGGUUUCCAACUUUUUGGUUGGUGCUAUUGAUCACGAAAUCUAUGAAUUUUCUAUCCUGCAGGGACUUCCGGUUUUUGCCUAUGAAGCUGCUCCAACCAACAUCAGCUUUGAUGACUGUCAUUUCGGGACAGAAUGCUUUCAGAAAGUAACCAAGGUCAAGUCAAGAGUGGUGUUGCAGAUACUGAAGCUGGGCUAUAAUGUCCUCAUGAGCGAUGUUGAUGUGUAUUGGUUCAAAAAUCCACUGCCUUUCCUGAGCUCCUUUGGUCCUGCAAUUCUUGUGGCACAAUCUGAUGAGUUUAAAACAACAGGACCAAUCAACCUUCCCCGACGCCUUAAUUCUGGGUUCUAUUAUGUUAACUCGGACAGUCAGACUAUUGCAGCAUUGCAAAAAGUAGUGGAACAUGCAUUAGUAUCCAAUCUGUCGGAGCAGCCAAGCUUUUAUGAUGUAUUAUGCGGUGAAGGAGGAUCAUAUCGUAUUGGUGAUAACAGAUGCCUAGAACCUGAAACAAAUGUCAGUGUUCAAUUCUUGGAGAGAGACCUCUUUCCAAAUGGUGCAUACAAAGAUUUAUGGCUGGAAAAAAGUGUGAAAGAUGUGUGUAGGGAGAAGGGUUGUUUUGUCAUUCAUAACAACUGGAGUAGUGGUAGAAGGAAAAAAUUAGAACGCCAGGUAUCAUCAGGGCUUUGGGAGUAUGAUAUGAAUACAAGAAUGUGUGUACAGCAAUGGCACAAGAUAAGAUUGACAAGUUAUUUCUGAACAAGAUGUGUGUUUUCUUCGUACUUUUUCUGCAUAUGGUGUCAUUGAUUUUCACGAGGUGGAGAUUUCAAAGAGUGGUAUAUUCUUCGGACAAGAUAAAUUCUCUCAUAACUAGCUGUUGGAUUCAUCACUGAUGCCAUGUGAGAAAUGGUGAUAUAUAUACGAAAGCCGGCCAUGAAAAAGAAAAGAUACUGUCAGAUGGACAUACAUAGUUAACCAUAUUGAAACUGCUGAACCAGAUUGAAUCAUCCCAUCUGAUUGGGAAUAUAUUGCAACUUUUCAGAGUAGAGUGGGGUGUCGCCUCAGGUGGUUGGCAAUGCUGAAGAUAUGGGCUCGUUUGCUAGUAUUACUCAAGCGUUCUGAUUCUUCUGAAUGCGAAUCCAAGUGCAACAAUCAACUCGCAUUGACGAAUAUCAAAGUUACAUCAAACAAACAACUGAGAAAUACCUCUUUCCGGAUAGUUCAUCCAGGAGGCAAAUAUGAGGUAUAUCAGUAUCCAGUUCCUGCAUCCUAUUUCAUGGAAAAUUAUCCAGGGAUGGAGGUCACUAGGCCAGAUGUCUUCAAGUGUCCCUUUGGUGCUGUUAUUCCAGCAGAAAACUAUUUGUUUCCUGGCAACAAAUAUCUGUUGGUACCAUCCAAGACUCGCAAGAAACUGGAACGAAGAUACUUGCGCAAAACUCAAAUGAGACAACUUGAAGGAAGACAGGAGCCAAGCUUGGGCAUAGAAGAUGUUUCAGAUGUAGGCUCAGGUGUAUCAGAGGACACUGUUUGUUCCGCGAAUUACAUUUUUAUUGGCAAUGAAAAACGGUCUGAUUCUCUGCAAAAAAGAACCCGCCAAAAGAAACCAUUUGUACCUCCAGUCCAAAAACCAAGAAUACAGAAAGAAUGGGAGCCUGGUCUGCCAUCCAUCCGGGAAGUUUCUCCAUGAUUCUCUCUUUCUUUUGAAAUCUGUAGCUGUGAUGAAACUUGUGGUAUGUGAAAACCUUUUAUUAUAAUUACAGUAUUGUUACUUGUAGACCAAACACCAAAAUGUCCUUAGACUGUAGAUUAUUUAAAGGCUCCGAGUAGUUAAUUUUUCUCUCUUCAUUCUUUUGCUGAAUGCAUGUUAAUCCAAGGUCUGAGCUCAGAAAAAAUUAUGAAC
Molecule: messenger RNA, 4008 nt
Organism: Oldenlandia corymbosa var. corymbosa
Lineage: Eukaryota; Viridiplantae; Streptophyta; Magnoliopsida; Gentianales; Rubiaceae
Source: the annotation of a GenBank genome assembly